This is a messenger RNA of Chelonus insularis, 6297 nucleotides long. It is a transcript of the gene rod, whose product is annotated as rough deal. The record is from RefSeq and is a predicted model, not a curated record. The coding region runs from base 131 to 6175 and encodes 2014 amino acids. Lineage: Eukaryota; Metazoa; Arthropoda; Insecta; Hymenoptera; Braconidae. The transcript has 4 exons. Gene Ontology annotation, biological process: protein localization to kinetochore involved in kinetochore assembly; mitotic sister chromatid segregation; mitotic spindle assembly checkpoint signaling. Gene Ontology annotation, cellular component: cytoplasm; kinetochore microtubule; RZZ complex. Gene Ontology annotation, molecular function: small GTPase binding.
UUUAUGUUUGAAUCAGCCAACGGUUGAAAAUUGUUUACAUUCAGUAGUGUAAUAAAUUAGUUUAGUUUUUUUUUUUUAUUCUUCAAUAAGUACCUAAUGAAUUAAUUAAACUGUAGAUACAGUAAAAAAUAUGGCUCAAUGGACAAAGAUUCUAUCAGAUUUUGAAGCUGACGAAGAAACUUUCAAUUUUGGAGCAAGAAAUUUUGCUGAAACUACUCAAUCAGUUUAUGAAACAUGGACAUUAGCAACUAUUCAAUCUGAAACAGCCGUGAAACGUAAUCCAGAGAUUUCAGCAACUAUCUUUCAUUCAUAUUUCUGCAUAGUAGUUGACAACUAUAUUACAAUCUUUGAUACACAAACAUGUAGUCAAGUGAUGUCAAACAUUGGAUUUGACUCAGCAAUCACAAGCUAUUGUCUAUCUUCCAAUGCUCGGUAUCUUUUUAUUGGAGUUCAUUCAGCUACUCUUUAUUGCUUUGAUCUUCAAGAGGAUGGUCAGCAGUUGCUUAAUGUUGAUUUUAAAAAGGAAUACUAUUGUAAUUCUCUUGUACAAAUAUGUCUAGAAGAAGUAAAUGAUGAUCUUAAUGCUAUUAUAGUAACUUCUGAUGGAAGAAUAUUCAAAAUAGCUCGUCUUAAUUCUUUUUUUGCAGAUAAUAAUAAAGAAAAUAUAACUAAAAAUACUUCUGUGAUUGCAAAGGCUCCAACAAGCAAUCAUGUUUACUAUAAAAAUGACGAUGAACUAGUUAUAGUAGCCCUUGGAAAUGAUUCUAUGUACGUUUAUCCAGAAGAUAUUUCUUUUACUACCACUAAUUUAUCAUGCAAAUACACUAAAAUGCAGUUUUUCAAUGGAUACAGUGGAAUGAUCAGUCUUUCAUCAGAUGGAAAACUCAGCAUUGUUUGUCCUAAUACACUCGCAAUAAAAGAAAUUUGGAAUGGUCCAGUGGCUGAUUUUACAACGUUUAAUGAAAAGUCUGAUAACUUUCAUUUACUUGUACUAAUGGCACCUCCUGAUAAUCAUUCAUUAACCACAUCACUUCACUUAAUGACUUUUCCAGAUUUUAAUAUUAUUUUUACAAUGGAUGUGUCAAUAACUACACGUUUAGUAAAUAUAGUUGGUGACCAUCCAAUGGACUGUAUGGUUGUUCUGGAAGGCAUGAAAAAUUCAAAUGAUAUUAUUGAUCUCAUUCGUAUCAAAGCUAUCGACGAAAGUUUACCAGAGGAUCGUUUACUUCGAUUAUUAAGACAAAAAAGAUUUGCUGAUGCACAAGCAUUUGCUACAAAAUAUUCUUUAAAUACUGAAUAUAUUUAUCAAGCUGAAGUUUCAAAGUUACUUCAACAAUUCAAUUCGAUUAAGGAUAAUCAAAAUGAUAGAAAUCCCGAAGAGUUGACUACAUUCAUUCAAGCCUUACAAAAAAUAACUGACAUAAAAUUUAUUUACCAAUGUUGUAAUAAUGCUGUAACAUUUAAUGAUUAUCAAAGUACAAAAAUUUUAUAUGAUUAUGUUAAGAGGAGAAUUGUUAAACAAAUUGAAGGAGCAAACCAACAAGAAAUGCAAGAAUUAUUAUUUUUCCUCAAAAAUGUUAAUUACACACUGGAAAGAAUAGAAACUUUUGAAAGUAUAAAAUCAACAUUAAGUGAUUAUAAUAGUAGCGAGUGGAAUCAUUUUUCAAAGGCUAAUUUAUUUAAUGAAUGUAUUAGAUAUUUAUCUAUUGGAAAUAUACGCGCAGCUACAUUAAUCUGGACAUAUCAUUCAUCUUCAAUUAUUCCUGAAUUGACAGAAGAUAAAAUUAAAAAAAUUCUUGAUAUAAUACCUCAUAAACUUGCACCUGAUGAUCUUUGGCCUUGGUUUCAAUAUUUUAUUCCUUCAGUUGCAUCUUUUUUACCUAGUGAAAUAGAUGAAAUCAUUUUGUGGGCUUAUAAGAAAAUUAAAACUCUAGAGCAAUCACAUAAAAAUCAAUGGCCGGAAAUUGGAUUAACGUUUAUUAAAAAAUUUAUUGAAUUAUUUUGUUUUGAAGAAUAUAAUAAUAUUCUUCAGAUUAAUCAACAAUACAUCAAUAAAAAAUCCAAAUUUCAUCGACUUAUGUUUCUUCUAGAAGCAGUAACAGAUUUAUUGGAAUUAAAAACGCAAUAUAAAAUUAUUUUACCAUUGAAUGUUUAUCAAAGUGAACCAAUUAAUGUUAUUACAAUUAUAAUUAAUAAAGCGCAUAUUGAUAGGAUUCCUGAUCUCAUGAAAAAUUUUCUACAGCGAUUUAUGGCUAAUCAUUCAUUGUCAAAUGAUGAAGCAUUAUCGAAAUACAUCAAAAAUACUUUGAACACUUCUAAACAAUGGUGGAUAGGUGAUAGAGCUCUCUGGGACAGAAAAUUAAGUGCAAUAAUUGGUUAUAUUAAUAGUAUUCAGAUUCGUUUACAACGGACAUUAGAUAUAUUAAGAAAAGCACCUGUACCUUGGAGUGAUCCGCUAAUAUCACUUGUUGAGCAAUCCUAUGAAUAUAAUAGCCCUCUUGUAGCUCAAGUUCGAUUGGAAAGCACCUUUGUUGCAGUAAAGCUUAUCUUAAAGAAAUAUGGCUUCGCUCAAAUUGGUUUAUGUCCAAAAUUGUAUCAAAAUAUUAUUAAACGGAAUAAUACCAACAUGACUGAUGACCUCAUAGAGCUUACUAAAUCAGAUAACAGGUUGAGACAAAAGGUAUUCUAUGAUUGUAUCAAUUAUUAUUUACAUCGAGGUGAUAUUGAUCAGGUAAUUGCAAUAAUGAAAAAAUUAAAUGAGGAUUUGUUUUUAAACUGUUGCGAGUUUAUAGUGAAGCACAUACAUUUAAAACUCAACACUUCUAAAAUUAUUGAUGAUUCUCUACAACAUUAUUUUAUGGUGCUGGGUACUAUUGAAAGCAAAAUGAAAGAUAUGUUGACUAGAAGUAAUGAAAAUAUUAUUAAAUUUGGUGAUAUUCUAAAAACUAUACCUCUGUUACAAAAAUUAUAUAAUUUACACAAGGAGUUUAAUAUUUUUAUCACUUUUGAAGGCUAUUAUUUAUAUAAAACUGAUAUAUUGGUUGAUUUUAUUGCCAAAUUAAUUAGUAAAGUUGAUGAACAAACUAUUUGGUUAAAUCUCUGCAUUAAUAUCGAACGACUUAAUUAUUUACUUGGUUUACCUAAAUUUUAUGGAAUUUAUAAAUUUUUACAACUUUUACCAAAGUCAAUUAUCGUCAAAGAGUAUCUCUUCAAGUUGUUCAAGGGAUGUUAUUUAAUACUUCCUGAGGAACAUAAAUAUUUUGAUGAAAUCUGUCAAUUAUUAGUUGAAAUCAGUGAUGAUGAUCCAGAGUUAACAACAUUUCUGAAAAAUCAAUAUUCAUUAAUAUUAGUUAAUUCUUCAUCCAGUGAAUUAAUCAGCAAUUUUAGUAUUUCUAAUAAAAUUGAUGCAUACAAUGUGGCUGUAGGAUCAGAAAUAAUUUAUGAUACUCAAUUGGCACCGGAAUUAUUGAAAUUACAUCCAAUUUAUACUCAUGUUUUAUCAUUAUCUGGAAGUGAAGCACUCUUAGUAUUUAACAAAAAUGCGUUUAAGUUAAUUUCUUGUUAUAAAAAAAUUAGUGAUGAACGUACUGAAGAACUAGAAAGAUUGAUUACAUUAAUCAAUAAAAACUUAACUCAAUAUGCAUCUCAGCUUGAAAACAACCAUCAUCAUUACUCAUUAUUCAAAAUUUUAUCAGUAGUUCAAGCUGAGUUGGUUUAUGUACAAGCAGAUGAAACACAGUUUUCAGUGAUAAAAAGCUUAAUAAAAAGUUGUAUAAAUAAAUUAUUAAAAGAUGUAAUGAAAAGUAGGGUAAUUGAUAUUCUUUUGGGAUUAUCAUGUCUACUUAUACUUCCUGAAAGAGAAGCUUUGGAGUCACUUAAAUUUACUAAAGAGCGUCUUCAAUUGGAUCCAUCUCGAGAAAAAAUUCAUUGUAUUAUUGGUUAUCAAUAUUGUGAACUAACAAAAAAUAAUAGCCUUGAUUAUUUUUAUAAUAGAAAAUUAUUACAUACUUGGGCCCAACGACUUGCUCCAUUUGAAAUAUCAUUCAAGGAAGUUGUUCAAAAUGAUAUUAAAAAUAUGGAAAAUAUUCUGGAAAGGAUUAUGAAAUUUAGAGAUCCAAAAAUAAUUGAAUUAUUCAAAGAAUUUUGUUUUGAUUUCCCAUUUGAUUUCAAUGAUUGUUUGUUUAGAUAUUUCAAAACAUUACUCUGCUCUUGGGAACCAAAAUACCAUUUAGAAAUAGCUAAAGAUGGUCAACAAGAGUUCAAAAUAGAUAAUACAGAUGUGAAAGAACUUAAAAGUUUGUGUAAAAAAAUAAUUAGCAAGAUUCAGAGUAAUUCGACUGAAAAUUAUAAGUCAGACUAUUUUAUUAAUCGUAUAAUACCAUUAAUUAAUUUCUAUCACUAUGAGAUUUUGCUUAUUCUUUUAGAACUUUCGGAUGAGAAAAAAAUUGAUCGAAUAAGUUAUUUGUAUUUUCUCCAAAGUUAUACACGUAUUGCUAAACCAACAGACUUAGAAAAAGAAUCUUGGGAGCAUUUUGCUCAAGAUGAUAAUCCUCUUCCAGAAAUAGCUAAAUGGCGUUUACCAUUUCUACCAGAAGUUAAUCAAUAUAAGUUAAUAAGUCCUGAAUUAAAUUUAAGAACUUACGAGAAAUGGUUGACGAUAGCUGGAGUAUUGCAGCUGCCUGCUCAUAACAUCUGUACAAUCGCAGUUAAAAAUGCAGUAUCAGAAACUUGGCCAGAUAAAGAGUGUAUGAAACAGAAUAACACGAAUCAAUGGGCUGUUCAACCAGUCAGCGAUUGCUUAUUACAAGAUAUAAAAAAGUGUUUGAAUCAGUUGAAGGCAACAGAAGAUGCUGAGUAUAAAGCAGCCGCUUGGUAUCAUGUUGUCACUCAUGCUCCUCCAGGUGCUGAUCAAGUAGAAGCUGCUAAAGAAUGUUAUAUUCAUUCCCAGCAGUGGCAAGAGUUAGAUCGAACUAUCACUCCUUCACAUGAAAAGCUCAUAAAAAUUCAUGAAAAAUAUUUCAAAUAUACAUCCAAACAUAUCUUAUAUUCUCAUGGAUUGGGCCAAAAUCAAUAUUUGAAACUGUUAAAAAAUCCAGAGAAGCUAAUUAAAGAGCUGUAUAAUGAUGAAACCAUUCCUCAGAGAUACAAAGGAAUAAUCAAACACCGACCUGAUAUUAAUUCUGCAGUAACUGAACUUGGGAAAGUAUUUACAUUAAAUUUAACAAAAUUACGACUUGAUUUGCUGAAUGAAUGGCUCCAACCGAAGAAUUGGGAUAAUUAUGAUUCAUUUGAUAAUACAAUUAAUGUUUAUCGUGACUCAAAUACUUCAUGUAACGCUUUUGCUAUUGAUGACGAUCUGCUAAAAGCCUGCUAUCUCGUAGAAUCGAGUGAUAAACAGGGCUACAUCAAUCAUUUAAUAACUAUUAGUUUUGAUGAAGAUGAAACUGCUCAAAAACGUUUUAGAGCAUUGCAGAUUAUUCAAGCACAUAUGAAUGAAGCUGAAUUGUUGAAUUAUAUUAAAAGAGAUAAGGAUAGUUUUAAUCAAUACAUGAAAUCAUUGCAAUAUUUAGCUGAGUUGGAAAAAUAUGGGAUUCGCUACAGUAUCACUGGUUUCGAAAACUGUCCGAAACAAAAAUUAGCAGAAAUUUUAGUCAAAAAUCAAUACAGUGUACGUUCUGUCGGAUUAGUUCCAAGAAUUUUUGUUGAUUUUCAUCUAAAUGACUAUAAACUGUUAAACACGGCUCUAGAACGGAUGGUAGAAUAUUCUUUUACGAAUGAAUUGAAAUCAAAUUUAUUAAUCCUUGGAACAAUGGAUGGUAUCGUUGAUUGUCCAGGUUAUAUCACUGCUUGGCAGCUUGUUAUUGACAAUACUUUUUAUGAACUUCAUGCUGAUUCAAACAGUAAUGUUAUCAAUAAAUGUAUUCAUAUGUUGAGAUUACUUCAUACUUGCCGAGUAACUGAUAAAUUGCAAUUUCAUUCAGUUAUCAGUCAUUGUAUUCAAGUUAAACAGUUACAUUUUGCCAUCGUUCUUCUUUCAUAUGUAGAUCCAGUUCACAGGCCUAAUAUUAUACAGGAAAUCAAACAAAAUCUAGAUGAUAAUGAAGUGAAAGAGAAAUUAUCAGAAUUAAGAAACAAAGGAAUUUUAACAACAUUUGAGUUAAUGACAGAGAAUUGAAUUCUCUCGAUUUAAAAGUAAACAUUGUUAUCACGUUUCAUUGGAGAUGGGCAUCCAAGGUUCUUCAUAGUUCUCUAUCAUCAAUGACUUUUCUCGAAGGACUUUCACUUUAUAACCAGUUU